Messenger RNA from Corylus avellana, 1040 nucleotides. Lineage: Eukaryota; Viridiplantae; Streptophyta; Magnoliopsida; Fagales; Betulaceae. The record is from RefSeq and is a predicted model, not a curated record.
AUGGAUCUUAGUCAUAACCAACUUUCGGGCUCCAUUCCAUCCUCCAUCUUCAACAUAUACAAUAUGAAAAGAAUGGAUCUCACUGAUAACAUGCUUUCUGGUCCGAUGCCUUCCAUUAUUUCCUACACGUCAUCACUGCAGUAUUUAUCAUUGACAAAUAAUUCUUUCAGUGGAAGUUUACCUUCAGAAAUUGGAAAUUUAAUCAUGCUCUCAGAUUUAUAUCUUUCCGGCAACAACUUUGAAGGAAGAAUACCUUCGGAAAUCGGCAACUUAUCCAUGCUUACUGAGUUGCACCUUAGCUAUAACUACUUUGAAGGUACUAUCCCAUUCACUUUGUUUAAGUGCAAGCAAUUGCAAAUUUUAUCGUUGGCGGUUAAUAAAUUCACCGGAAUUAUACCUUCAGAAAUUGGAAACUUAACCAUACUCACAGAGUUAUAUCUUUUUGACAACAAGUUUGGAGGGACUAUCCCAUCCACUUUGUUCAAGUGCAAAAAAUUGCAAGUUUUAUGGUUCUCAGAUAAUGAAUUCACAGGAGAAGUACCUCAAAAAAUUGGAAACUUAACCAUGCUCAAAGAGCUACAAAUUGACAACAACGCCUUUGGAGGGGAUAUCCCAUCCACUUUGUUCAAGUGCAAACAAUUGCAAGUUUUAUGGUUGUCAGAUAAUGAAUUCACGGGAGAAGUACCUCAAAAAAUUGGAAACUUAACCAUGCUCAAAGUGUUAUUCCUUUACAACAACACCAUUGGAGGGACACUACCUCUGGAAAUUGGGAACUUAACCAUGCUUACCGAGUUAGACCUUAGCUAUAACAACUUUGAAGGUACUAUCCCAUCCACUUUGUUUACAUGCAAUCAACUGCAACAUUUAUGGUUGUUGCUAAAUAGAUUCACAGGAGUAGUACCUGUGGAAAUUGGAAACUUAAGCAUGCUCACAUCCUUACACCUUGGACAAAAUAACUUUGAAGGUACGCUUAGUCAUGAUUUAGUUGAUUGGUUAUAUGGAUGACAUCAUUCAUAUAGGAUAUGUGCCUUUUAUUUCCU